UACAAUAAUAUCGCAUCGUUAUAUUGUUAUAUAGGAAUAUCAUAUUAUAUUAUCAUUCGUUAUUAUUAUUGUUGAAAUAAUAAAUACCGCCUAUAUAAUAUUAUUAUUAUUAUUAUAAUAAUAAUAUACGCGCACAGUGAACUCGCGCGCACGCACGCACGUUCGUCAGUCGCCAGCGGUAUUGUAAAAAUAUCGGUAGUGUUUGUUAAUUAGUCGACAUUACGUUAUACGCGUCGGACUUCGACGACGACGAGGAGGAGCCGAAACGGCAACGCGCGUCCGUUAACGAUAACGUACGUGAAUUACGGGCGCAUGUAGUUGGUACGGCGUCCAACCAUCGGCACGCAGCUCACUGUUAUUAUUUUUAUUACAAUCACACACACGGUAGGCGUACGGUGCAAUUGAGUUUUAGUCUUCUCUCCGUUCCAGUGCGAUCUGCUGAUUUUCGCCCGUCCACGUCCGCGCUCCGUCGAUAUCGUCCCAUCACGACGCGGCCCGGUGACGAUAAUAUGCGAUUGUUAUUGUUCUGCGCGCACGGCGUUCAGCGUUCGGAUAACGGUUGUCGACGAAAUGCGUAAACGACGGACCCGGCGCGAACGAGAAGACGAAGACGACGACGACGAGGAAGAAGAAGAAGAAGAAGGAAAAGAAGGUGAGGACGACGAAGACCACGGCCGCCGAGAAUACGUAUGACGACGGUCCCAUUGCCGACGACGCGUGUUGUUGUUGUCCAUUCAUUUGCUCGGCCGGACGUUUUGUCGUCGCCGCACCGUCCGUUGGUGUCUAUCCACGAGCCGAUCGUCGCCAGAGCACCGUAGUUAACGCGACCCUCUGUCUAAACCACCCACCUCAACGACAACAACUGCUCGACCCACACUGGUGAUACUUAUCCGGCUACGGCUUUUUUCCCUGUACGAGUACAUGCGAUUCGCAGUUGCCAAGAAACAUCACUCAGAAAAGGUAUAUGUCAUAUUAUGAAAUGAAUAAAAUGGAGGACAGAAAAAGGACAAUUCUUUCUUCUGGCAAUUCUAACACAUCAUUAACUCCUGUUAAACUUCAAAAACUUAAGGAAAAUGAUAAGAUAACUAAUGAAAAUGAUAAUAUUUGGAGCAUUUCAAAAGUAACUAGAGGAGCUAGUGCAAAGAGUUCAGGUUCUAAAACUGUAAUGAAACAUGCUCUACGGCAACAAGCUAAACGAAGGCGCAAAAACACUACUAUUGCAGCUGGAAAUGUUGCUCCUAUUCCAAGAAUUAUACUACCUUCCAAUCAAAUAAACACCAUUGAAGAUGAAUCUACUAGAGUGCCUACAAUGUUAGAAGUUUUAUCAUCUAUUCCAGGAUUUAGUUUGGUAAAACCACGUAAACGUCCUGGAUCUAAACGAUUGUCAGCUGCUGCUCAAUUGCAACAAGCAAAGGCUGAAGGUUGUGUUGAUUUAGAAACGCCAGAUUCUGUUCUUGCACAAGUUAAUUUAAGAUCACUUUUAAAUAAACAAACUUUUUCUAUGCUCCCUCGUCUCUAUCAACACAAACUUGUUCAAUUGUUACCACAUGUUGAUCGAGAAAGUUUAAGUGAUACUCAAUCUGAUUUCAGGCCAUUAUUAAACUCAUCUGUUUUAAAUAAUGAGUUCUUUGCUCAAGCUUGUCUUGAAUGGACUGAUAGAUUAUCAGAAGGAGAAUUUACACCUGAAAAUCAGCAAAAAAUGAAAAUGGAUAUUGAUCGUGAAAAAAGUAAACUAGAUCCAUUUAAAUUGAAGUAUUUUGAACCUAUAUGGGGUGAAAAUAGACUAUCAAGUUCAAAUGCUGCUGUUUCGGAUUGGCGUAAUCCUAAGCAUAAAAAAACCGAAACUAUUACUGUUCCGGUAAACACACCACCAGUUAUUACAGUUACCAAGGAUGUAACAAUAAAUGCAAUAAUAACAACAACAAAAGAGACAACAACGACGACGACAACGACUACAAUUACAACAACAACAGCAACAACAACAAUACCAACUACUUGUUCUUCAUCGGAUGAUAUUAAAAGUGAAGAUACAAAAUUAGAUUUACCAUGGGAUUCUGUUGAUUCCACAACCGAUUCUACAAUAAAACCAUUAGUAGAGGAUAUGGUUUUACCAAAAGAUGAAGACAUUGAAAUAGAUAUUCCAUUGAAAGAUGAAUUUAUAAGUGAUGUUGGUAAAAUUGAUGAUGUUAAUUUAGAUGAAACAUCAGUAAUUAAAAACUGGUCUUCGUUAAUGAAUGAUGAUCUGGGUACAUUAAUUCCAGAAUAUGAUAAUGUUUCUACUUCAAAAGAAAAAGAACAAAGUGAAAGUGAAGUUCAAUUGGAGUUGGAAGUAACUUUAACUCCAAAAAUAGAUGAUGUAAACUCAACAACUAAUCAAAUUCCAUCAAAUGAAACAAAUAAUAGUAAUAUUAAUAUGAAUAUGAAUAUUAUACAAGAACUUCCAAAAACCAUUUCUCCGCCUGUGGUUGUUCGAAUGCCGAGUGUUAUUCAACCUCUUGUUAUUACUUCUUCUAACAGUUCACCAUUACCCAGUACACCAUCUUUAUCGAUAUCUCCUUUACUUCAAUCUCCUUUAGAGUCUAAUAUCCCUAAUGAUUUUUCAUUUAUCAACACAAUAUCUAAUAUAUCAUCAGUUCCUUCUGAUCGUCCAGUUCAUCAUACUUAUGUAUCAUCAAUCAAAUCACAGGUGAGCUCAAGUAGUUGUACAACAAGUAGAACUAAUAGUAGAUCAACAUUGAAGCAACCACCUGGUGCUAUCAAUUUAGAAAGAAGUUACCAAAUAUGUCAAGCUGUUAUACAAAAUAGUCCUAAUCGUAAUCAACUUAGAUGUCAACUGAAACCACCACCAUCAGUAUUAAUUGGCAAAAGUUCUUUUAUACGUAAUGGACCAAAACCAAUAAAAAACAUAAAUAUUACUAGCAGUUCACAACCUCUAGUUGUUAGGCAUGUGUUUGCAUCUUCUCGUGGCAUUCCAGUAACAAUGUCUGUUGGACCUCCAUAUGUAUCUGAUCAACAGCAAUUAACCGAAAAACAAAUGGGGCAGUACUUGUUGGUUCAGAGGUCUGGUGGAAUAACAGGUAUACGCCGAUCAUCUAGUGCUCCUCCGACCAAUAACAAAAUAGCUCCAAUUUUAAAUGGUGGAAGACCAGCAAGUGUAGGUAUACAAGUAUCUACCUAUGGUCAGUCACAACAAACUAAUGAUUGUUCUUGUAGUCUUAAUGCUAUGGUAGUAUGUAAGAAAUGUGGGGCAUUUUGUCAUGACGAUUGCAUUGGCCCUUCUAAACUUUGUGUAACGUGUCUUAUCCGAUAAUAAAGCUCAAAGUACGAUACUAAAAAUAUUAUGUUAAACUGUAACACAAAAUUUUGUUCAGGUAUUUUUCGUAAAUUUAUGAAAUAAGUAGAUGAGAAAAUAUUAUUUUUGUUAAUUGACUUAUUGCCUAUAUUCACUUUGUUUUAUUUUUAUUUUAUUCAAAUCCUCAGUCCUAAUUAUAUUGUUAUAUAUAUGUAUAAGUUGACCCUUUUGAAACUAAAUUAUUGACAAAAAUUAUGGAUAAAUACUUAUUCAUAGCUUAUUUAAUUGUUCACUAUUAUUCGCCAUAAAGUCUCCAAUUACACAAAAGUCGAUAUAACUAAAAUUAAAAUUACAUACAUUACAUUACAAUUUUAAAUAAACCUCAUGUUUAAUUAAUUGAUUAAAUCAUAAAUUUAAAAUAAAAUGUACAUAGAUUUUAUUCUCACCCUAAAGAUAAUCACAUGUACUUAUAAGGUAAUUUUUAAACAUCUGUUAUGUAUUUUUAAAGUCUUAAGUUUAAUCAUUGCUAAUAAUAGAUAGUAACCAUAAAUACAAAU
Rhopalosiphum maidis (corn leaf aphid) is the source of this 3849-nucleotide messenger RNA. It is a transcript of the gene Asx, whose product is annotated as polycomb protein Asx. Gene Ontology annotation, molecular function: chromatin binding; DNA binding. The record is from RefSeq and is a predicted model, not a curated record. Gene Ontology annotation, cellular component: PR-DUB complex. Lineage: Eukaryota; Metazoa; Arthropoda; Insecta; Hemiptera; Aphididae. The transcript is spliced from 11 exons. The coding region runs from base 965 to 3310 and encodes 781 amino acids. Gene Ontology annotation, biological process: animal organ morphogenesis; positive regulation of transcription by RNA polymerase II.